Molecule: messenger RNA, 2832 nt
Organism: Ceraceosorus guamensis
Lineage: Eukaryota; Fungi; Basidiomycota; Exobasidiomycetes; Ceraceosorales; Ceraceosoraceae
Exons: 3
Coding region: 283-2661 (792 amino acids)
Source: RefSeq, a predicted model, not a curated record
UUGGGACCUCCGUUCAUCGUGUUGCUCCGAUCCGCCCUCGUCAGACGCCCUCAUCCGCUUCGCGCCAUCCUCGUCGGAUCUUCACCUUCCUCGCUGCCUCGACACCGCCUCUGACGGCGCAAUGGCGCCCUCCCUCUCCCGAGCGUGGAGCGACUUUGCUUCUGCUUCUGCCAGCUCCUCUGCUGCCGGGCCCUCAUCCGAGGUGUCAACAGAACCCAUGAACGAACCCCUCGGCAUCCUGGCUCGGCAUCACCACGCUCCCGCGCAAGAUCGAUAGGCCGCAUGGAUGCAUCCGAAUCAUAUCGGCCAAGCGCUGCUAAGCGCUCCAGCGCUCUGCUACACUUGCAAGAUCCCGAUCGAGGUCCUGGAACGCCCGACUUCACCUUGUCUUCCACCUUCAGAACGCCCCGCGAUGGUGAGGCACGUCUUGCGCAGAGUGCGGUGGCACCAGAGAUCGGUCAGAAUCAACAUGGCCUGGCGCUGCCUGCUUUUGCACGUCCCCGACUUUCGUCCUUGCGCUCACUGUUUGGCGUGUUUGGCGCUGCUCAGCCUCCGGAAGGACGGCCUGUCGAGCAGCCUCGAGGAAAGCUGCGAUCCAGCAUGGAUGGCAAUGAAGAGGUAGGCGGCGCUACAUCUUCCAGUCGAUAUCAGGGCUUGACAGCGUCGGCCGAGGCGCUCGCAAGUGACGAGGCGCCAGAUGCUGCGAACCGCCACGCUCGCCGACCCACGCAGCUGCUUGCUAUGCCCGCCGCACGACAGGCAGGGCCGAGCGGAUUGCUUGGACUCAAUGACGACAGUCCGCCGCUCACCCCGUCCUCUGAGGGUGCGCACGAUACAGAGGGCACCGAAGACGAUCUUCAACAUGGCUCGCGCAAUUCUCUGGAUGUCAGGCACCAUUACACUACCCCAAAGCAUCAUUGGAGCGCCGCGCAAGCUGCGGCUGACCGGCAAUUGCACGCGACUCUGACUCCCACCAGCUCAGUGACGUCUGGACGCCUCAGUCCCGUCUUCAGCACAGUCUCAGCUGACUCGAACGGAACAUUCUCGCCGCCUACGCGUCCUGGAUCUAGCGCUCCACCUCACGCCAAGGCGUCCACCGGCGCUGCGUCACUGUUGCCCAGUCACAUUGUGACGCCGCCUUCGAGCCCAAGAGGCGCUGCGCAGCAGCUAGCUCCUUCCACGAAUGUGCCGUUCGCAGCAGCUCUCGCCUCCUCACCAGUGGACUGUUUCGUUUCGCUUCCGUCGCGUGCCAAGGCUGCGCUCGCGAGCGUGCAACUUCCGCCCAUCCGCCCGCAUCUGCCUGCGUUGCUCUUCCUCCUAAUCGCCUUCGUGGGCUCGACCAUCUGCAUCGUAUUGGGUCUGUCGACCUUGCCGAUGAAACUGCCGAAGCAUAUUACCGGUCUGACCAUCGAAGAGAUCAAGGAUGCGUGUCUGAGCCUCAAGACGUACAGCGACAGCUCCUGGCGAGCCUUCUUCCACACUCUCAUCGCGCUUUGCGCCUUCUUUACGUGGAAGCAAGCGUGGACUAUCCCUGGAAGCCUCAUCAUGAACGUGGUGUUUGGUGCAAUGUACGGCUCAUUCUGGGGGACUCUGUACACGUCGAUCUUUACGUCAGUAGGAGGCAUCGGGUGCUAUCUGCUCGUCGCACCUCUUGCACCACUCGUAUCGGCCCUGCCGGGCUUCAAGAAGCCGCUCGCAGCGAUGCGGAGAGCGCUGGGACCCAUGCACCUCAAAACUCCGGCGAGACGCUCGAGCGGCAGAGUGUCGAGCCGCAGAGGUUCGUGGAGGGGUCACAGCAGGCGCUCAUCGACGAUCGCCAAAGCGACUGCAGCAGCUGCGGGAGCGAAUAGCAAUAUCUGGAGCUAUCUCUUGGUUCUCAGGGUGCUGCCCAUCGUGCCGUACGGCGCCAUGAACUUGGCCUGCGGCUGCCUUGGCGUGCCUUUGCUUCCGUACGCAGUCACUCUGGCCGUCGGCAGCAUUGGCUGGAACUUUACAACAGCCUCGAUCGGCGUGCUCUUGUUGGAGGCAAUGGAAGCCUUGCCGACUGGCUCUAGCGAGACUUUGGUGGACACGCUAGCAUCUGGAGGAUUUAGCGAUGCGAAGCUUCCUGGCAGUGCCGAACAUCCCCGUCUCGCCAUGGUGGCACACAAGGCCAAGAGUGGUGCGGCGGCGAUUGCGGAACACCUCUGGACGCCCGCGACCAUUGCGAGGCUCGUGCUGCUGAGCUUGGUCAGCUUGGCGCCCAUCGUCGUUCAGCGAUACCUUAAGCAUCGCAAACAAGCUCGAGGAGCGAUGGACGGAGAGAAUGGCGAGGAGGUGGAGCUGGAAGUGGCGGAGAGAGAUGAUUCGGAUAUUGAGAUGGAUGCGACCGAGGAGGUGGAGGAUGAUUCGUUUGCUGAUGCGUCCAUGUCCACGUUGCGAGGAGGCGCGGGAGAUCGCUCCUUUUGGCUCAAACAGCAGUCGCAAAUCAGAAGAGCUGUCGCCGUGCCUGUGGUGGCGCAACAACCUCUCCACUCUCCUGUCCUCUUUGACGAGAAGGAAUUCUCAGAAUACUUUGAAGAUGAAGGGGGGGAGGAUGCGCAAGAUACCAAUCCGUAUGAUGCCAUUGUCAACCUGCAAAAUCGCGUCAGGCUCAACUCGGCUGCUGCUACGGCAGCCUGAAGCGGCAACACAUCGCUCACGCAAGGAUGCGGUUAAGCCCCACUUUUGCACGUUUGCUUCGCCCUUUCUGCGCUUUCCGGAAUGGGACCUGGCAGACAAGAUACCUCCCGGGCAGCUGGCCGCGCGACUUUUGUUUCUGCGUCUACAACCCUCAAUCGCGAAUUCGCCGCC